UCGGGAAAGCGCUGUCAGUCUGAGCUGUAAAACAAAAUGGAUAAUGUUUGAGAGCGGUGCUUUCGGGUGAAGAAAAGUUGAAUUUUUUGUGCAAAAACAGUGUUAGUUUUACCAAAAAAGUGUUCCAAACUAAUCAUCCGUUUGUGGAAAUUGUUUUUGUGCUUGCAUUUCCUACUAAAUCGUGGAUUUUGAGAUUAGCUUCGAAGGAGAGUGAUGUCUUGGCCAAACAGUUGGCAAGUACAACCAGGUUAUGCAGGAUACGCAACAGCAGCUGCGCCACCAUCGGUGGCUCCGGCUGCUGCUGCUCCCGCUGCACUCCCCGGUGGUUACUCUGCCAUGUCUCCGGAGCAGUACGCCCAGUGGCAACAGUGGCAGCAGUACCAACAGCAAUACGCCCAAUGGCAUGCCCAGUACGGCGAGCAGUAUGCCCGCCAGAUGGGCAAACCGUUGCCGGCAGUGCCGGCGCCGAUGCCAUUGCAGCAUAUGGGAUUGGCCACCAAUGUUCCUCCACCGUCAAUAGUGCCAAUGACUCAACCUGUGCCGGCUCCUGUCCCGGCAAUGCCCCCGACCGUAAAUGCUGUGCCGAUGAUUCCGGCUGCUGUUGUGGCUCCCGUUCCUCCGGUGGCCAUCGCUCCGCCUAUGCCAUCGAACACAGCAGCACCACCACCACCGCCGGAACCUCAUCCCGAUAGCGUUGCUGGAGAAGCUCCGGCACCUCCACCACCUGCUCCGGAUGACGAAUCGGAACAGAGUCAGAAGACUGCCGAGGAGCUUGCAUUCGACGAACAAUUCCGCAAGUGGGAGGAAGAGUUUGACAACUGGAAGCGGAAGAAUGCCAACCACCCGGACAGAAACGCAUACCUCGAGUACGAGAAGAAGUUCAUCGAGUGUCGCAAGAAGUUGCUGGAAAGACGCGAACACUUGCGCAAUAAGCGACUGGAGGAAAUCGCGGCUGCCAAGGCGGCUGCGUCCGCUAGUGUCACGAGUGUUGCCUCGUCCGGAAGCUAUCAGUACGGUCAACCGCCGCCUCCGCCACCACCGGAGGAGGAAUCUGGUGGGGCGGAAGUGGGAUUGUUUAAAAAUGCCCUCAGUGGAGGCGCGGCCAGUGGCGGUGGAAUCCCCGGAUUGGAUUUCAUCAAUGAGGACGAUAAGCCGGCGAAUGAGAUCGACGAGGAAGUUAUGGAGGUCAUUAAUCUUGAAGAAGAAAAUGAAGACAAGACGAACAUGGGACAAUUGAAGCAGGAUAAUACGAAGCCACCGGCAAAUCCAGUAAACGCAUUAGCGUCGUUAUUGAAGGAUCCAAAAGUAAGCGCAUUGCUGAAUGUUAUUUCCGGUAACAACAAUGGCCAAGGUGUAGCUUUGACUAAUCCUGUUAAUCACGAAUUGCUUCAGCAAAUUCAAAACGCUGCAGGUGCAGUCAUCAAUGCAAACCAGAACGGCAGUUCCGGUAAAAUCACUCCCAUGCAAAACAUAGCACGUGCUCCGGAAGUUCAUACACCGCUUUCGGAGGAACGGAGUCGCACUUCCUUCCAUGACGACCGCCGCUCGGUAGUCUCAAUGGAUGACCGCAGUCAUGAUUUCGAUGACUUCCAUCGCAACCAACCGCCACCGCCACGUGAUUUCACUCAAGGACCUCCUCCGAAUCGUUUCGGUGGUGGAUCUUUUGGCGGCGGCUUUGACGCUAGUGUUCCUCCUCCGCUGCUGGGCAUUGACCUAAGUCGGCCUCCACCGCCAAUUGGAUCGCACCCAGUGCCACGACCUUACAGAUCGGAUCAGCCAUCGCCGGCACCGAGUAGCUGCUCAUCAACUUCUCGUCAGCGUCAGCCUCGAUGGGCUGGAGCAAACCGUGACAUUAAACAAGAACCCGGCCCGGAACGUGAGCACGAACCGUUCCGAAAUGAUUUCAGCCAACGUCCUCCGGUUAAAGAGGAACCAUUCAACGGUUCCAACUGUCCUCCUCCUGGCGAAGACGAAGACGACGACAACUGGAAGUACUAUGACGGACACCAGGAUGAGCUGCAAAUCGAUCCGGAACUCGGAACGCCCUGUGCGGUUCCGAAACCGGAAUGGAUGACGGAGGACGAGUAUGAGGAAAUUUACGACCGCUACGAAAACGUAGAAGUGUUCGAAGAACGGAAGACCAAAAUGAUACUUGCCAUUGAGCUACUCAAGCAGAAAAAGGACCGUGAAAAGGAACAGACAAUGCUCGAAAUGCCCAAGAAUCGCCCGUUCCAGCAGGGUGGCAAUAAUGGUGGGGAAAGUCGCUGGCAAGGAGGAAUGCCCAAACCCGUCAAAGAGGAACCCGGACAGAAGAGGGCUAACCCAUUUGCUGGCGAUGAUGACUUCUUCAGACCGAAGCAGGUGAUUGACUAUUCCAACGGAAGACCAACGGUGUUCGACUAUGGCCACAGUAGCAGUGGUCCGGUGUCAAAAGACGUUGACGAGAGGACUCAGGAUUGGCGAAGUAAUGUUGGUGGUGGUGGCGGUGGAGGUAAUCCGGACAUCAGCAGAAAAGACGAAGAUCUACGUUUCGGUCAGCGGAACAACGAUUGGCGGAAUAUGGACAGGCGAGGCGAUCGAGACGAACGGCAACCACCGCCAUUCCAUCGCGGUGGACCUCGAGGAGGACGUGGAGGAGGAGGAGGCGGCGGCGGCGGCGGAGGCCGAGGACGUUUCUCAAACGAUGACUUCCAGCAGCCACCACCGAAAACAUUCGAUUACAACCAUGCGCCGCCGUCGCUGGGGCCUGGAUCUAGGCAUGAAGUUCCUCCGUUUAUGUUUGAUCGCCCGCCAAAUUAUACGGACAAUUCGACUAACCGCCUAGCUGCUAUGCAUGACAAUCCUCAUCCGGACGAGAGCAAUCCGAACUACCCGAGCAAGUUCAUCUUGAUGAACGAUGAUCGUCCGAAUCGUCCGAGCACAAAACGAGGCAAACGGGCCUCCUCCAUACGGAAGCAGAAGCUGCGAGAACAGCAUGGGCAGGAACACGAUUCCUUUGAGGAUAUGAACCAUGGAGAUAUCGACGAAAGACAACUGAUUCCGCCGGCAUUCAUGGCCAACAGUGCCCCGGUUGUGGAACGGCCAAGUGAUUACGAACUGGACAUGAAGCGGGGCUCGGAGGAGAGUGAAGAUCAAAACUCACCGUUUUAUCUGCCUGCGACUCCGAUAGUUUGCAUCGAAGAUCUGCUACUGCCGCCGGGAAGGUUCAAGAGGCCCCCGAGGAUUUGCUUCAUUAUGAGAGGUGUUCCCGGCAGUGGCAAAUCAUACCUAGCCCGGCUGAUUAAGGACUGCGAAGUGAAGCACGGUGGACAGGCUCCCCGCGUGUUGAGUAUCGACGAUUACUUCCUGGUUGAGAAAGAGGAACGGGAACCGGAUCCGGUGACGGGACGCCCCGUCCUGGUCACUAAGUCCGAAUACGAGUUUGACGCCGAUAUGGAGGAGGAGUACAUGAAAAAUCUGAUCAAGGCUUUCAAGCGGACCAUCACCGAGCGGCUGUACAACUUCGUCAUAGUCGAUUGCGUGAACGAACGGUUGGAACAUUACAAUGAGUUCCACAACUUCGGACGUAGCAAUGGAUUUAAGGUCUACACUUGCACGUUACAAACCGAAAUGGAGAUGUGCAUCGAGCAGAACAUCCACAAACGCACGGUGGAUGACAUCCGGGCCUAUGCCAACCGGUGGGCCCUGUGUCCAAACGAGCACGUGCAGAUCAAUGCGAGCAUGUUGUUCGACCCGGUGGAAACCGAAGAGCCCCAGCCGACGGAUAUGGACCUGUGCACGGAAGAGGACGACUUCGCCACGCCAGGAGACGGUGACCAACCUGCGGGGGAUGAGGAAGACAACUUUCAACCUCAGGAUGAGGACGUAGACGAUGAGGAUUCCAAUUUAGAAGGGCCAGAGCUCGGAUUUUUCACCAGUAAAUGGGACGCCGACGCGAGCGAGCAGAACCUAGCCCGCUUGGAUGGUAUCAGCAAACCGCCACGCCGUCCGCCGACGAUAGAGGACUUCCUGCAGCUGGAGGACGAUGACCUGGACGCAGCCAGGCCGGGCGGAUCUACAUCCGGAAAGAAGCGCGUACGCUGGGCCGACAUCGAGGAACGCAAGGCCCAGAGCAAGAUGCGCCAGAUGGGCUUCGUGGUCGGCGUUACCGACUGGUCCCGCAUGAUGGAUCCGACCGGUGGAAGCCGGGCCCUCACCAAGACCAAGUACAUCGAACGGGUCCGUCGGCAGUACUAGUCGAGGACGACGCUGCAACGCAGGUACGCGCUUUGAUUCGGAAGCAAUCGCGCAAUGAGUGGCUUCGCUAGGUGAGUAGAGUCAGCAAAGAAAAGUCAUGAAAAGAAGAUACUAUUUUUCGUUAUCGGGCAGAUAAGAAUCGAUCGGUCGAAGUUUAAUGAAUAUUUGUCCACUAGUGAACCAUGCCUCACAGAAGCAUAUGUUUCACAUGAACGCAUAUGAAACUUUAUCAAGUUUCUGAAAAAGUGAUCUAUAAAGAUAACGUUUUCCGCACAAUGCGAAUUCCUAGGAAAAUAUGCAAAAACUUUCGCCAAGACGUAAUAUUUAUUUAUGGUAAAACCAUUUUUUUCACAACAUAAAAUCCUUGGAAUUCGUAGACCUCAUCGUCCUGUUUUGUCCGAUAGUUUAAAAUAAUGUCCAAAUGCAUCACUUCUGGGUUUUCUUUAUUGGGGAAUAGAACGACAGUGGAACUAUACUUAGGUAACAUAACAGAAAACUAUUCCUUUGCGAGUAAGACUAGAGAGAAUAACAUUCAAAACUUAGAACAAACUUUUUGAGUAUGAAAUUGCCGAUUUUAGGUUAGGGCUAACGUGCAUUCAUCCCCUCCCGAACUAAUUGUAUCAUAUAAAAAGAAAACUAAAAUACCAACAGCAUACCUAGAAUAUCAUUAUUAAAAAAAAACAUUAAUUAACGUGAAGAAAUUAAACUACUCGGUAAGAGAACAGCAAAAAAGAAAAAAAAACAGAGGUCAACAAUCCAAGAUCUGUUAUGACACAUACUCCAAGCGUAUUAAAAAUCCUGAUGGUGAUGACGACACAACAGGGAAAGACAAUUAAUGUUUUCUUAAGUAGGUAAUUGCCGCAUGUAGGAAAAUGGAACAUUUUAUAAUAACUAUUAUAAUACUAGUACUAUGCAA
Aedes albopictus (Asian tiger mosquito) is the source of this 5152-nucleotide messenger RNA. RefSeq names its product YLP motif-containing protein 1. The transcript is spliced from 8 exons. The record is from RefSeq and is a predicted model, not a curated record. NCBI's taxonomy places the organism in Eukaryota, Metazoa, Arthropoda, Insecta, Diptera, Culicidae. Gene Ontology annotation, cellular component: nucleus. The coding region runs from base 214 to 4236 and encodes 1340 amino acids. Gene Ontology annotation, biological process: regulation of telomere maintenance.